AUGGACAUCAUGGCUGACUCACUGCUGAUGCUGUCGACGGAGGAUCUUCUUCAAAGAUUAAAAGAAGCUGGAAUAAACGUCUCUGAAGACGAAGCAAAGAAAUUCAGAGCUGAAGGAAUUGGUUACAAUAACACUAGGACCAGUGCCAGCAGAAUCCUAUCAACAAACUUUGACUACAGAAAUUUGUGUGAUGAAGUUGACCGGAUGCAUUCAUCAGCUGUCAGUUUAAGCCAGCGCUUCAAGGAAGUCUUUACCAGUAUUGUGCCAAAAGUGCUUGAGCUUCAAAGAAAUACUCCAUUGGCCAAAAUCUACAAAGAAGCAAGAGAAGAGAUGCUUGCUGAAGAUCUACCAGAUUCUGACUUUCGUACAGCACUGAUUCUGCUGCCCCACAUCUUUAAAGAGAAAGCUGAGAGCUUAAUCACAUUGGGAGAGUGUGAUGCUGAUAAUCCAUACCCAACCAUACAGUUGGUAGAAACUGACUGGAAAAUGGCUUUCUCCAAGAGGGUUCAAGUCCUUGUCAAAGCAGAUGGUGUGGAGAUGUGCAGGGGAAUAGGAGUUGAAGAAAGGACACUUGCAGCCUGCAGUGCUUACUAUGUUUUCAACUUCGCUUAUCCACCCUACAUGAAGAAUACACUGACCUUCCUGCAGCAUGCCAUAGCAAAGAUUACUGUGGUGGGUGGCAAGCCCCUUCCAAUAACUGUCACCCAAGUACUUAAUAUCCUGUGCUAA
Molecule: messenger RNA, 729 nt
Organism: Labeo rohita (rohu)
Lineage: Eukaryota; Metazoa; Chordata; Actinopteri; Cypriniformes; Cyprinidae
Exons: 5
Coding region: 1-729 (242 amino acids)
Source: RefSeq, a predicted model, not a curated record